GUUAGUUAGAAUCGAAAGAUUCCAUAAUAAUGGGACAAUUAUUAAAGCUAAACAAGUUUAUAUCCAAACAUGUACUGAAAAUUUUAAACCAAUGUUGGACUUUUCACAUGGCUAUGAAUAUAUCCACAUGCCUCUAUCUUGAGCCGAUAACAUGAUUAGAUUGUGAACUUGGUGGUGGUGGUAUCUUUAAUCACUGGCCAUAAAUUAUAAUGUCAUUAUCACAAAAAGUAUAGGUUAUAUUGAUAUUUAUGAGAUGGUAGCGUGAGACAGAGAAAUGAAGAAGAAUAGUAGUAGCCGUUGACUGACAAAAACAGAGACUUUCUACUUUACUUGCAGCACAAUCCUCUACGUAUCUCUUUUGUCUUUAUUAUUUCAUUUACCAAAAAAUCUAAAUCCCAAAAGUAUGAUAAUUUUAGCUGUCGGACUAUGUGUAGUGAGCGUAAUAAAGUCACGAAUAUUUUUUAAGAUAUAUAUAUUGUGAGGCUCACAUGAUUUUGAUUUUUCAACAUUUUGAAUUGACUAAUAAAUAGAAUAAAGUGAAAGGUUUAUAAAAGAUCCGUGAAAAGCAAGUAAAGAAAGAAGCAUCUGUAUCAUCUCCUCUGGUGGGGCUUGAGAGAGAGAGAGGACUAUUUUCUCUACCUUCUUCGUCGUUUCUUGUCCGUGCUCUUCAAGACAUACUGUGUCUACAUCAAACUCACUUCACUCUCGUUCUAUAACUAUAAGUUCUUCUCCUUCGUUGAAAACUCUGCACCAAAUCAUUAACUACAACCCAUUUUCUUAAAUCAUUUGGAAAACAAAAAAAGAAGAGCAAAGCCAUGGACUUUCUGAGUUCCAUGAAGGAAGAUGGCUUGUUAACAACCUAUUCUUCUCGGUCUUUUCUUCUUGAACCUCUUCUCUUAAGAUGGGUCUUUGGUUUCUUGCACGUGGUUUUGUUGCUGGUGCUGUUUUGCUUAUGGGUGCGUAACAAAGUUUGGGGAGAUAGUGGUUUUGGUGUUGUUACAAAGAGUCUAAAAUCUAAGGCGGUUCUGUUUUGUAGUUUAGCUCUGUCUCUCCUUAAUCUCGUGUUAUUGUUGUUGAGUGGUUUCUCUUGGUACGAGAGUAGUUGCUCAGAUAAUGAGCAGCUAGUUUCUCUCGUCGUGUUUGUAUUAGCAAUGGUUUCUUGGGGGACUUUGUCUAUUUGCUUGCAUCGUUGCAGUGACUAUGAGCAAACAAAGCCUCCGUUUCUGCUUAGGCUCUGGUUGGUUCUCUAUCUCUUGGUUUCUUGCUACUCUCUUGUGGUAGAUAUCGUUAUCUACAAGAAAAACAAAACCGUACAUGUUCUUCUUCCAGUGUACGAGAUAGUUUCUUUUAGUGCUGCUUUGUUUCUCGGUUAUGUGGCUUUCUUCAAGAAAGCUAGAGGCAGCAUCAAUAGGGUUUUGGAAGAGCCACUCUUGAAUGAAGACUCUAGUGUUGGUGCUACUCCUUACUCUAGAGCUGGCAUUCUCAGUCUCUUGACUUUCUCUUGGAUGAGUCCAUUGAUAGAAACUGGAAACAAGAAAGCCCUUGAUCUAGAAGAUGUCCCUGAGCUUCAUGUCAGUGACAGCGUAGUCAAGUUAGCACCUAACUUCAGGAGCAUGCUUGAAUCAUCAUCAGAUGGUGGUGGUGUCACCACGUUCAAGCUCUUAAACGCCUUGUUCUUCUCAUCUCACUGGGAGAUUCUAGUGACUGCCUUCUUUGCUUUCAUCUACACGAUCGCAUCAUACGUUGGACCAGCACUCAUUGACACACUCGUCCAGUACCUUAACGGACGUAGACAGUACAACAACGAAGGCUAUGUGCUAGUCACUACUUUCUUUCUUGCUAAGCUUCUUGAGUGUCUUGCCAAGAGACAUUGGUACUUCAGGUUACAGAAGAUCGGUAUUAGAAUGAGAUCUUGUCUUGUCGCAAUGAUAUACGAAAAAGGUCUAACUCUUUCAUGCCAUUCAAAGAAAGGACGUACAAGCGGUGAGAUUAUAAACUUCAUGACUGUGGAUGCUGAGAGGGUUGGUAGCUUCUGCUGGUACAUACAUGACUCAUGGCUGCUUUUGUUACAAAUCGGUCUAGCUAUGUGGCUAUUGUACAUGAGCCUGGGGUUAGCAUCUAUAGCUGCAUUGGUUGCUACAUUUCUAGUAAUGCUUGUGAACAUCCCAUUUGGGAAAAUGCAAGAGAGGUUUCAGGAGAAGUUAAUGGAAGCCAAGGACAGCAGGAUGAAAUCGACAUCCGAGAUCUUGAGAAACAUGAGGAUUCUCAAACUCCAGGGAUGGGAGAUGAAGUUUCUGUCGAAGGUAUUCGAUCUUAGGACGUGCGAGGAAGGGUGGCUGAAGAAGUAUGUGUAUAACUCAGCUGUUAUAAGCUUUGUUUUCUGGGGAGCUCCUACUUUGGUGUCAGUCUCCACCUUUGGUGCUUGUAUACUUCUUGGGGUUCCACUUGAAUCUGGAAAGAUACUCUCGGCGAUUGCAAUCUUUAGUACUCUACGACAACCGAUCUUCUACCUUCCGGAAACUAUCUCCAUGGUUGUGCAAACAAAAGUCUCUCUAGACAGGAUUGCAUCUUAUCUUUGUCAAGAAAAUUUAAACCCUGACGUUGUGGAGAACCUUCCAAAAGGAAGUUCAGACAUAGCUGUGGAAGUGAGCAACAGCACUUUAUCUUGGGAUGUUUCAUCUGCUAACCCAACUCUAAAAGACAUUAAUCUCAAGGUCUUCCAUGGGAUGAAGGUUGCAGUUUGUGGUACUGUUGGCUCUGGGAAGUCAAGCUUGCUUUCUUCUAUACUAGGAGAAGUACCUAAGAUAUCUGGAAGUCUUAAAGUUUGUGGAACAAAAGGGUACGUUGCACAGUCUCCUUGGAUCCAGAGCGGUACUAUUGAGGAGAACAUCUUGUUUGGUAAGGCUAUGGAAAGAGAAAGAUAUGAAAAGGUGGUUGAAGCAUGUUCUUUGAGUAAGGAUCUGGAGGUACUCUCAUUUGGUGACCAGACCGUCAUUGGAGAACGUGGGAUCAAUCUGAGUGGUGGACAAAAGCAAAGGAUACAGAUUGCAAGAGCUCUUUAUCAAGAUGCAGAUAUCUAUCUGUUUGAUGAUCCUUUUAGUGCUGUGGAUGCUCACACAGGAACACAUCUCUUUAAGGAAGUUUUGUUGGGGCUUUUGAGUUCAAAAACAGUUAUAUAUGUAACUCAUCAAGUUGAGUUCUUACCUGCUGCUGAUCUUAUACUGGUCAUGAAAGAUGGAAGGAUCAGCCAAGCUGGAAGAUACAAUGAUAUCCUCAACUCUGGAACAGAUUUCAUGGAGCUUAUAGGUGCUCAUCAGGAGGCUCUGGCAGUAGUUGGUUCAGUUCAUGCCAGUUAUGCUUCUGAGAAACCUGGUCUUGUGAGAGAUGCUAUUGACUCUAAGGAGACACAAGAAAGCCAAGAUUUGAAGAAUGGUAAGUCAGACACUGGAGAGGCCAAUAGACAACUUGUGCAAGAGGAAGAGAGGGAGAAAGGUAGCGUCUCUUUGGAUGUAUACUGGAAAUAUAUAACACUAGCCUAUGGAGGAGCUCUUGUGCCUUUCAUAUUGUUGGCACAGGUUCUGUUUCAGCUUCUACAGAUUGGAAGCAACUACUGGAUGGCUUGGGGUACUCCUGUUUCCAAAGAUGUUGAAGCUCCUGUGAACCUUUAUACAUUAAUGAUUGUGUAUGUGGCUUUAGCCGUUGGAAGUUGCUUCUGCAUUCUUGUAAGAUCCACACUUCUUGUAACGGCUGGUUACAAGACUGCCACUGAACUGUUUCAUAGGAUGCACCGCUGCAUUUUCCGCUCUCCUAUGUCUUUCUUUGAUACCACUCCAAGUGGAAGAAUCAUGAAUAGAGCUUCUACAGAUCAGUCAGCGGUGGAUUUGGACAUACCAUAUCAAUUCUCAUCACUUGCUGUCACAGCCAUUCAGGUUAUUGGGAUCAUUGGAGUUAUGUCACAGGUUUCUUGGUUGGUUUUUCUUGUCUUCAUCCCUGUGGUUGCUGCCUCCAUAUGGUAUCAGAGAUAUUACAUAGCUGCAGCAAGAGAACUUUCACGGUUAGAUGGAGUAUGCAAAGCCCCACUGAUUCAGCAUUUUUCUGAAACGAUUUCAGGGUCAACAACCAUCAGGAGCUUCAAUCAAGAAUCAAGAUUCCGUGGCGACAACAUGAGGCUUAGUGAUGCUUACUCUAGGCCCAAAUUUUAUUUAGCUGGAGCAGUGGAGUGGCUUUGCUUUCGCCUUGAUAUGUUAUCUUCACUUGUGUUUGCCUUUUCACUCAUUUUCUUGAUCUCUAUACCUACUGGAGUGAUUGAUCCAAGCCUCGCCGGAUUAGCCAUUACUUAUGGACUCAAUCUGAACACUCAGCAAGCUUGGCUGAUGUGGGCUCUUUGUAAUCUUGAGAACAAAAUCAUAUCGGUAGAGAGGAUCCUUCAGUAUGCAAGUGUUUCUAGUGAACCACCUCUUGUUAUAGAAUCAAACAGGCCUGAGAAUUCAUGGCCUUCACUUGGAGAUGUGGACAUCCGCGAUCUUCAGGUCAGAUAUGCUCCACAUAUGCCACUAGUGUUGAGAGGAAUAACAUGCACAUUCAAAGGAGGUCUAAGAACAGGAAUAGUUGGAAGAACAGGAAGCGGGAAAUCGACAUUGAUACAAACCCUUUUCCGCAUUGUAGAACCAUCAGCCGGAGAGAUCAGGAUAGAUGGAGUGAAUAUCUUGACCAUUGGGUUGCAUGACUUGCGUUUAAGACUAAGUAUUAUACCCCAAGAUCCAACCAUGUUUGAAGGAACUGUUAGAAGUAACUUAGACCCUCUUGAAGAGUACACAGAUGAUCAAAUAUGGGAGGCUCUUGACAAGUGCCAACUAGGAGAUGAGGUGAGGAAAAAGGAACACAAGCUUGAUUCAUCUGUGAGUGAGAAUGGAGAGAACUGGAGCAUGGGUCAGAGGCAACUCGUCUGUCUUGGGAGAGUUCUACUCAAAAGAAGCAAGAUCUUGGUGCUUGACGAAGCCACUGCUUCUGUUGACACUGCAACUGACAAUCUGAUACAGAAAACGUUAAGAGAGCACUUCUCAGAUUGUACGGUGAUAACCAUUGCACACAGGAUAUCUUCUGUUAUUGACAGCGACAUGGUUCUGCUUCUUAGCAAUGGUAUCAUUGAGGAGUAUGAUUCGCCAGUGAGGCUGCUCGAGGAUAAGUCUUCAUCUUUUGCUAAACUCGUCGCUGAGUACACCUCAAGAUCAAGUUCCAGUUCUGAUUAAACCUCUAUUUAAGCUGGCUUGUGAUUCACAUGAAUUACAGGAUGCUGUCUUUGUAUUGUAUUACUUCUAUAACACUAUCAGUUCUUUUUUUCUCAAUGUAUAAAAGAUUAACCUACAUGUUAGACAUCAUGAUCUGAAACAGAAAAAAUAAAACAAAUAAUACAAUC
Molecule: messenger RNA, 5416 nt
Organism: Brassica rapa (field mustard)
Lineage: Eukaryota; Viridiplantae; Streptophyta; Magnoliopsida; Brassicales; Brassicaceae
Product: ABC transporter C family member 6
Biological process (GO): transmembrane transport
Cellular component (GO): membrane
Molecular function (GO): ATP hydrolysis activity; ATP binding; ABC-type transporter activity
Source: RefSeq, a predicted model, not a curated record